Messenger RNA from Polyodon spathula (Mississippi paddlefish), 4959 nucleotides. RefSeq names its product aryl hydrocarbon receptor-like. The transcript is spliced from 11 exons. Gene Ontology annotation, cellular component: aryl hydrocarbon receptor complex; nucleus. Lineage: Eukaryota; Metazoa; Chordata; Actinopteri; Acipenseriformes; Polyodontidae. Gene Ontology annotation, biological process: regulation of transcription by RNA polymerase II. Gene Ontology annotation, molecular function: transcription cis-regulatory region binding; nuclear receptor activity; protein dimerization activity. The record is from RefSeq and is a predicted model, not a curated record. Bases 446 to 3691 code for a protein of 1081 amino acids.
GCGCACCAAUACUGUACCUGUUUGGAGCUCGGUACUGUUACAGUACUCCGGAUUGGUCUGAGCAAAGUGAAAACAGCACCAAAGAACACAAGGAAACUUUGUUUGGGGGCAGUAUAGAGUGACAGCUUUACAAAAAAAAAAAAAAAAAAAAAAAAAAAAAACUGAAAAGAAGAAGGGAAAUUUGUUCUGAUCACGCCAUUACUAUUCACUGUGUAACAGGAAGCUUUUCCCGAAUCCUUUUCAAGGGUUCUUUGGGUUUCUGGGUGUCUCGGAUCGUUCUUCAUUUGUUUUAGCAUUCGCAUUUGCCAGUUCCGCUGAGGUGGUUGAAUGUCGACUAAAUGCAUUGUCUGGGGAUUUUACUUGUCUGUUUGUUUGAUCGCAUUUCUUUGAAAAUUGCAUGCAGUGAAAAGAAACUUCACUAGCUACACUAACUUGACAGAAGAGUAUGUUGGCCACCGGAGGGAUCUACGCUGUCAAAAAACGAAAGAAGCCGAUACAGAAAAUCCCAAAGCCCCUGCCCACAGAUGGAAUCAAAUCGAACCCGUCUAAGCGACAUCGGGACAGGCUGAACUCUGAGCUGGACAAGCUGACCAGCCUGCUGCCUUUCUCGGAGGAUGUGCGCGCCCGCCUCGACAAGCUGUCUGUGCUGCGGCUCAGUGUGGGCUAUCUCAAAGUCAAGAGCUACUUCAAUGCCACCAUGAAGAAGAACAAUGUGGGCUGGCUCAGGGAGAAGCCAGGGACUUUCGGAGGGAACGGACAGAGCGCGCCUCAGACUAACGGAGCCAGCUUCUCUGAAGGAGACCUCCUGCUCCAGGCUCUGAAUGGCUUUGUCCUGGUAGUCACAGCAGAAGGAUACGUUUUCUAUUCGUCACCUACCAUACAGGACUAUCUUGGCUUUCACCAGUCUGACGUGGUCCAUCAGAGUGUGUUUGAGCUGAUCCAUACAGACGACCGGGCUAUGUUCCGGCGCCAGCUUCAUUUUGCCCUCAAUCCCAACCCAUUUGAAUCAGAGCAGGGCACGGAACUCAUGCAACGUGGCAGCAAUAGCACCGGGCUUUCCAACAUUGUGAACUAUGACCCCCAACUCAUUCCGCCUGAGAACUCGUCCUUCCUGGAGAGAAGCUUCUGCUGCCGCUUCCGCUGUCUCCUUGACAACUCUUCUGGCUUUCUGGCACUCAAUUUCCAAGGCCGGUUGAAGUUUCUCCAUGGGCAGAACAAGCUGUCGGAGGAUGGCACCCUGGUCCCCUCUCAGCUCGCUUUGUUUGCCAUUGGCACGCCCCUCCAGCCUCCUUCCAUCCUGGAGAUCAGGACCAAGACCCUCAUUUUCCAGACAAAGCACAAGCUGGACUUCACACCUAUGGGAUGCGACACAAGAGGGAAGGUGGUCCUGGGUUACACAGACACUGAGCUCUGCAUGAGAGGCACCGGGUAUCAGUUUAUUCACGCAGCCGAUAUGAUGCACUGUGCAGACAACCAUGUCAGAAUGAUUAAAACAGGAGAAAGCGGCCUCACAGUAUUCAGACUACUGACCAAGAGUGGAAGCUGGGUUUGGGUCCAGGCAAAUGCUCGCCUUAUUUAUAAGGGAGGAAGGCCAGAUUUCAUCGUUGCCCGACAAAGAGCCUUGACAAACGAAGAAGGGGAGGAGCACUUGCGUCAGCGGACACUGCAGCUUCCCUUCCAUUUCGCCACUGGAGAGGCGGUCCUUUACGAAACCGGUUCUACUGGGGAUUUCUCUAAUGUCUUUCCAGCCAUAAGCAAGAAGGGCGCCGAACCGAAGAGCAUCGACCCCAACUCUCUUCUGGGCGCCAUGCUGAAGCAAGACCAGGCCAUCUACGUGUCACAUGCGGCCUCCGAGCCCCAGUACUCCCUCGAUAAAGCCAUGGAUGACACCAUGAUAGUGAAUGUCCUGGGUGACCCGUGGAUUCCAGGAAGCCACAGACAGAAUGCAAACAUCAAGCAGGAAAGUGAGACUUUGGCCAUGAUGGACGUUUUGGAGAAGCUUUUCAAUGGAAAUGACCUCCAAGGUGUUGAUGGGCUGGAGCUAAAGCACUGGGAGGAAACCUUGCUCAAGAUGGAUAUCAACAACAGUGAAAUGUCCAUAGAGCUCAAUGAUAUCCUUAAUAACGACAUCUUCUCCUAUGUUGAGGAUGCCUUGUUCAAAGAGCAAUGCAAACCCAAGAACAACGGCAAAGAGAACGGUCAGUCUUCUAUCAACUCCCUGGCCAGCCAGAUGGAUUCCAUGGGAGUUGUUCAGCCAGAUUUAUUUGAAGGCCAACUUCUGAAUGGCUUUAUUGCCCAGUUUGGCAAUCAAACUUGCUCACAGCUGUCGCAAGGUCGAACCCUAGAGGACUUCCAGGAGCCGCCCUUGCAAUCCUUUCAGGCCACCCAGAUGGAUCUAAACCAGCAGUUGGUAUCAGCCCAUCAGAUAAGCACCCAGCCUAACCAAGUUGGAAUGGGUAAGCCCAAUCUGGCAGGCUUCCAAGGCUUUCUGCAGGCUGGUCCUCAAAACCACAUAGGACUGAAUGUCUCAAACGAUAUACAGCCCAGGCUUCAACAGCAGUCGUCUGCCAAUCUGAACACCCCAAAUUCCUUCAUUCACUUCAGCUCCCAAGACAACAUUGAGCUCAAUGUUAACAAUCAGCUGCAGUUUGACCGGACGCUGACUGGACCCUGUACACAGAACCACAUGGGACACAGCUUGCAGGAGAGCACAGUUAGCUCCCGGGGCUUGUCUAACCAUGGGCAACCACAGAUACUCCAGAAUAACGUGGGCAGCUUCUCUCAAAAUCAAAUAAGACCAAACCCUCAGGCCAACAUGAGCCAGCCCAACCCACUGACUCUCCAAAGCCCACUUCAGAAGUCCCAGCUGAUGUCAGCACAGCAGCUACUGAAUCCUAUUGCUUCUACCGAGGAUAGUCAAUGGGUUACUUCCGUAUCCAACACUAACUACACCCAGAACCUUCAGCAGGUGCCCCAGAACCCUUUGAUGAUGAACCAACUACCAAAACAGCACCACCAUCCAGCAGAUCUAGUGCAGAAAAUGCAACAGUUGCAACCACAAACGGUGAUCCAAAAUGGACAGCUGUACCCCACCGAGCCACAACAGGAAAGACAAGUGGGUGUUCACCCUACAGUGUCUUAUAGCCAAACCCAAGGACUUCAAAGCAUCCCCCAAAUAAGUUCUCUGUUGGCUGGGAGCAAUCCGUUUCAACAAUGUGGGUUGGGAUUCGGAGCCCAACAAAUAAGCAAGGUCUAUCAGACCCCUGUGGGGUCAGCAGGCCUCCCUUCGACAAGCAGCUGCAUGUUUGAGAACAAUUCCUCUCCCCCGAUGAAAAAGGUGCAGUUCAGCAGCAUGGAACACUCUACCCCUUCUUGCCGUAACAUAAAGCCGUCCCCCAACCAAAGCCCCCUCCAGGCAUCUUGCUACUACCAGACAAAGCCUAGCGAACCCAUAGCGGGCACUACAGUCAUUGCUCAGGAAGACAUCAGCAUCAGCCCUCCAUCAUGCCAGUUCCAGCCUGGCUUUCCUCCUGUGAUUCUCCUGGAGCAGUGCUUUAUAAACUGCAAUGGGCAGACUCCGCAACCAGGCCAUCCAAUGGAAGAAAAUGGAGAGUUACCCUAUACUGCACUUCCUAACGGAAACACAUAUUUUCCAAAUCAUUCUGGACAAGCCAACUGCUGUGAUUAUUAGAUGGGUAUCACUGUAUUUUAGAACACAAAAAAUAACAACAACAAAAAACAGCAGCACACAGCCAUCUGAAAUCGACAGUUGCCUUAUGAAAUUAUUAUUAUUAUUGGUUGUUUUCCUUUUUGAUGUGGACAGAAAGAUUUCUCUUUUUUGGGGGGACAAAAUUCUGCUAAAUCCAAAAGGGAUACUUAGAUGUCAUUUCCAAGUAUUUGAAAGGAGUCCAGCAUGUUGAUUUUGUUAUAGUCUAAAGUUUUUGGUGUAAGAAAAGCCAUCUGAAGAAAACAAAUCUUUUGUCAAUGUGGCUGGAUGAACUAAUGCUGGCGUGACCUUGGUGAUGUUCAUACUCAAAACGGACUGGAUUAAUUCUAUAAUCUCAUUCUGCUGAAUGAAAACAGCUUCGCGUAGGGUAUGUAUUCGUCUCAGCGUUCUGUAAAACCUAUGGUAGGGUCAAAAUACCCUAGCAAUAACAAAGGGUUCAAACACCAGAAUGACCUUUAUUGCAGAAAAGUUUGGAGGAAACCCAAAAACAGGAUUUCAUGUGAAUGUAGCCCCUGUUCCCAUAUAGCUAAUCAUAUUAAUCUCAAUGCUAUUAUAACUGUAUCCUGUGGGUUCUUCAUCUUGAUUUGUUUAUACAAAAAAGCACACCCUAUUUAUGCAUUUUGUAUGCAUUUUAUUGAAAUUAUUAACCUGUGCCCUUGAGCCAUAGAAACUCUAUUGUAUGGUAUUUUCUUCUUGUUGUGUGAGUGAGCGUGUGUUUUUGUGUACGUGCUCUCAGUAAAGAAGGAGGCACCCCGACCAAACAUUAAAAAUGCAAAACCCCUUGGAUUCAAAGACCAGGGAAAAUCAUGUUUUCUUUAAAAAAAAAAAAAUGCAAUUUUUCUUUUAAACUUUAAAGAGCAAUGCGUCCAAUUUAGUGAUGCUUUUAGCUUUGCAUUUUUAAAAUCUUGAUUAUGAAAGAAUGUGAAUUUUUAAAUAUCAUAUUUUUCUAGCUGUGGAACUGACAUUAUCUAACAAAACACAGCUUCUGUAGAAGGUCGGGCUGUUUGUUUCCUGGCUGCUGGAAUCAUGGGAAGGUGAUUGGAUGGGAGUUGCAAAGAAUGCUGGACAAUGAAGUUCUCAUUUCCCUUUGAAAGAAGCAAGCAAUUGAUUAUUGUGUAUUGUUUUUGAGGAGAUGAGUUUAAUGCAGGUUACAACAGAUUUAUGUAUUUAUUUAUUGCAUUUAUAUUGUGCUUUUUAUACAAAAGUAGCUCAAAGCACUGUACAGUACAUAG